Molecule: messenger RNA, 3945 nt
Organism: Rhinichthys klamathensis goyatoka
Lineage: Eukaryota; Metazoa; Chordata; Actinopteri; Cypriniformes; Leuciscidae
Gene: slitrk6
Product: SLIT and NTRK-like family, member 6
Exons: 2
Coding region: 495-2942 (815 amino acids)
Biological process (GO): positive regulation of synapse assembly; regulation of presynapse assembly; axonogenesis
Cellular component (GO): membrane
Molecular function (GO): protein binding
Source: RefSeq, a predicted model, not a curated record
GAGCUCUAGCGAAGUGAAGCUCCAGCACGAGCUCAUUCACUGGGCAGAUCGAGAGGCUAUAGAGAAUAUGUGCCUCCAUCAUCAUACCUUCUAUAAGACACCGCGGGGGUCAGGCGCUCUCCGAAGGGACGCGGACAGCUGAAUUUGAAUCGCGGACUUUAACUCUCAACCACUGGACUAUCUGUGAGCUGAACACUGAGACGUGAAGCUCCCCCCAAAAAAUGAGCUUAUAUUUGAAAAUCGUUACUGGACACAUGAGUUGCUAAAUAAUAAAACAAAUCAUCAUUGCGCGAUGGACAGCUGAGGGCAAGUUGGACCUGGACUUGUUCCAUGCGUCUUUUUGCGCGGUGGGCUCUUCGGUGCCAGGAAAGCCUUUAGAGAAGUGCUGCAAAACUGGGUGGUUUUGUUUGAUCCACAAAGCACAAAUAACUUGGCCAAGUGGAGCUACAAAGACUCCUGCGCUGCGUAAUUUGGAUACACUGAAGAAGAACAAAAUGCUGGCCAGGAUUGUUUUCGUUUGCUCCUUCUUUGCUGGUGCUAGUUUUGGAGAUAAUGAGUCCAAGGUGUUGUACGAUGGAGCUUGCAAAUCUUUGUGCACCUGUGAAGAGACAGAUGGACAGUUGUACAUAAACUGUGAGGAGAGCAACAUAAGCAAAAUGUCAGAUGUUGAAGUACCGCCAGAUAAACCUUUUCAUCUAAAUCUAUACAAAAAUGACUUAGUGGAGUUAUUUGCAACGGAUAUGAAUGCUUUCAAGAACGUCGUCACCUUACAUCUCGGUGAAAACAGCAUACAGGAGCUUGAACCUGGUGUGUUCAGUGCGCUGGGAUCCCUGAGAAAGUUGCACAUAAACAGAAAUUACCUGGUCAUGCUGAAGGAGGACACAUUUCACGGCUUAGUAAAUUUGGAAUACCUUCAGGCGGACACCAACUUCAUCCGGGUCGUGGAGCCUGGGGCCUUCAGCAAGCUUGUCCGUCUUAAAGUUCUGAUCCUCAAUGACAAUGAGAUCGAGUUCCUUCCGAGCAACAUUUUCCGCUUUGUGCCUCUGACACAUUUGGAUCUGCGUGGAAACAAGCUGCAGACACUGCCGUAUGUGGGUUUCCUGGAGCAUAUUGGUCGUAUCAUUGAGCUCCAGUUGGAGGAGAAUGACUGGUUGUGUAACUGCGAAAUCUUACAUUUAAAGGUCUGGAUUGAGAACAUGCGAGCGCAGUCAUCCAUUGGCGAGGUGGUUUGCAACAGGCCUGAAAAUCUUAGGGGCAACUCUUUGGCUAGGGUCAAAAGGGAUUCACUUUGCUCCUCUCAUGCUGACAUCAACCUCGAAGAGCCAUCUAAGUCUCUAGACAUGGUUGUCACCCCAUCCACUAAGGUUGUUCAGAUACCGAAUGCAAAAGAUGAUGCAAAGAUACCUACACCUGCAAACGGCCUAGGUCCUUGUGUCAUUGUGGGUUUUUUAAUGCACUGUGAGGACCGAGGCAUUCAAAGGAUAUCUGAUCUAGGCAUUCUUGAACAAAGCCCAACCAUGCUGGUUUUGACAGGAAAUAUGAUACAAAGACUUUUCAAAUAUGAUUUUGUGACAUACGACAGUUUGGAAUUGCUCAAUUUGGCAAACAACCAAAUAGACUACAUUGACAAUGAAACCUUUCUGAGUUUGAGCAACCUGAGAAAGCUGCACCUGAAUGGAAACAGGAUAGAGAAAAUAUCGGCAACAAUGUUUCUUGGCCUUCACAACCUGGAAAACUUGUACUUGGAGUAUAAUAUGAUCAAAGAGAUUGAGGCUGGAUCGUUCAACCCUUUGACAAAUCUAAAGCUCCUGUACCUAAACAACAACAGACUCAAAACUCUCCCUGCACAAAUAUUUCGUAAUGUGCCCUUGGUGAAAUUAAACCUAAGGAAAAAUGUCUUUACGCACUUACCAGUGAGUAAUGCAUUGGACCAGCUUAAAUAUUUGGAGCAGAUUUACCUUGAGGACAAUCCUUGGGACUGCACUUGUGAUUUGGUCAGCCUCAAACAGUGGGUGGAAAAGCUUAGCAAGGAAACCGUGGUGGGUGCCAUCUUAUGCCACACUCCUAAAAAACUGUCUACUGCUGAGGUCAGAAACCUGAAGCACGAUGUUCUCUGCCCCGGCUUGGUAACCUAUAAGUCCUUACUUGGAGGCACCGAGGACGUUAUCCCAGUCACGACUGCGCCGGAGGGCGGCACCAGCGGCUUCUUCCGGUCCAUUACAGAUGCAGUGCCACUAUCGGUACUCAUCCUCUGCCUUCUCAUCCUCUUCCUGACCGUCAUUUUCUGCGCUGCCGGGAUUGUCGUGUUUGUGCUACACCGUCAGCGGAGACAUGCCAAAAAGAAACAGGCCGAGGAGCAACCUCGCGAGAGCAGUCCCAUCCACCUGCACUACAGCAUGUAUGGCCAGAAAACCACCCACCACGUAACUGAAAGGCAAGGACCCAGCAUGUACGACGAACCUUCCCAUAGCCCCAUCAUUCAGGUCUGCAGGAACCCCAGUUACUGCUCUCAGCACAAAGACUACGAGUUAGACGACUACGAUAGUGAUAAACCUAAGCGCAUCUGCCAUAGCAUCCUUGACAAGGACAAUGAAUCCCUCCCUAACGUGAAGUUCAGGGCCGUCACCGACUACCCCACUGAGUUUGUAAGUUUGGGAGACGCGAGCUCCUUGUACAAGAACAUCUUAGAAAGAGAACGGGAGCUCCAACAGCUCAGCCUCACCGAAUACCUCAGGAAAAACAUAUCACAGCUCCAACCAGCUGUGGACAUGCAAGUCCCCAACCACCACAAAGAGCUGAAACUAAUGGAAACUCUCGUUUAUACAAGGCCGAGGAAGGUCAUGGUGGAACAGACUAAAAAUGAGUACUUUGAGCUCAAAGCCAAUUUACAUGCUGAACCAGACUAUUUAGAAGUCUUAGAGCAUCAAACGACUUUCAACUGAGAUAAGUACACUGUAUAUUUUGAUUUGACAAAUGAUACUCCAAGUGCCUUGACAGUCCAUUCUGAUUUCUGAUUUAGCCCCAGAGAUAUAAUACAGCAACAUCAGAGUAGAGGCAAUUCUCAUGAUACAAUCAUUUGACGCUGACACAAGGUCUAAUUUCAGGUGGACCUUUAGCUCUAGCAUGCUAUUGGACAUUGCAGAUGAUGGAUUCUACAUUCUAACAAAAUUCCGAUCACACAGAAAGAGUCACAGAGUUGGACAAGAUUGGCUUUGAUACCAGAACUUUUCUUUUGCAUUGUGGUUAAUGCAUUCUCUUUAUGUUUGCUAGAUGGUAGGGGAGACUAGCAUAGAGUCACUUUACAUUUCUAUCUGUGUAUCUCUUAUUAUGUACGUGGCAAAUCUUUAAGCUCUGUUUAUCUGUAGCAAUGGAAGAAAACAUGUUUUCUUUCUUUUUUUUCUGUCAGACAGAACAUUUCUGGUUAGUUAAAACAUUCCCUGAUUUGCUAAGCUUUGAAUUAAACAUGCCCAACACAGUUUUUGUUCAUUAAAUAUUAAAUAAUGGUGGUACUUAGAUCUCAAGAUGUCUGAGAAUUGUAUUUAUUAAUAAGUAAGGCGUCAUCAACAGCAAGUAGAUUGCCAAGUUGCUAUUGUUUUGACCCCGAGGUCAGUCUUUAUGACUGGGCUCAUUUAUCAUGCCUGAAAUUGGCGUCUCACCUGAAAUUAUCAACACGCCUGGAGAGUUAUGUCAUACAGACCCACUUGCUCAGGCCUCCACUGCUUCUGAUAUGGACAAAAACUCUGCUGGGCAUCGAUGGAGAAAAUGAAAAGAAAAUAAUUGCACUACUCAAAAUGCUAUUUAAAGGUGGUUGAUGACAAUCACGUUGUGGGGCCGCACAGUCUAUGCCAUUUUUUCCCAUAGGAAAACUGAGUAGUGUAGCUUCUGGUUUGUAAAAUAAUGUUGUUUAAAGUUCCUUUCGACACAAAUCAUAUUUUAGUUUUUUUC